CCUGUGCAAGCACUUUAGAUUUGGCACUGUUUUACUCUCAGGACCAGUGUGCACUUUAACCCAGAGGAUAUCCUGUGCCUUUUCAGCAGUUGGAGCAUGAGCUCACUAAAGCCUACAUAAGACAAAAGAGCUUUUCGGCUUUAUGCACUUUUAUUGAGAUAAAAGGAGAUUUAAGAUUUCUACAAAGCAGAUAAAAAAACAGACUGGGAACAUUAACUUUGAAACUUGACAAUGAUGGAAGAGGUACAAGAAGUGGCGUCUGUGCUGAGCGUUCAUGGUCAAAACAUCAAGGUUACAGAGGUGCUGAAAGACGGGGACACGCUUACCUUUCUAAUUGUUUCUCAGAAGCUGUCUGGGACAGGGGAGUACCAUGUGGACCGGACCUAUGAUGAUUUUGAAUGGCUGCAGCAGCACUUGUUCUCUCAGGAGGAUGUGCCUGGGAUACAGGGAGUCAUAUUUCCUCCUAUUCCUGCAAAGGCUCAGGUGAAUGCAUCUGCCAAGGUUAUGAAACAGCUUGGUUUCCUUGGUUUGGGAGAAUGGCAGCCGUACUGUAAAGCACUGGAAACUUUCCUCCGGCAGGUUGCUUCACACAACAUACUCAACAAAAAUAAAGCCGUGGAGAUCUUCCUUACCAGCUCAGAUCCUCCAGGUAGACAAAGAGUUAGGAAGAACUUUUUCAACCGGCUGAGUCAAGCUGUUGAAGAGAUGAGGAAAGAAGGCCAUAAGGAUGUGGAUGAGUUCUUUCAAACUGAACGUGACCAAAACCUCGUUCUAACUGGCCAUGCCAAGAACGCAGCUGAGAGAUUCCUGGAUGUGGUGCUAUCCGAGCAAAAAAUAGCAGUGGCCUGUGGGCACUUCUCAGCUGCUCUGCAUCUCUGUGUGGAAGCAGGGGAGGAUCCUGACAAACAGGCGUUUUCAAGGAUUUGUGUGAAAUUAUCAGAAGUCUUUGAUUCUAUGAAGAAAAAUAUCAUGAGUGUUGCCGACAACAACGUGAACACUCUCGGGCUGGGCCUAGACCUGGCGUCACGCUACCAGGAGGCAGAAAAGGAAAUGCUGUUCAGGAGAACCUGUAAGCUAGUGGAGCUAGAGACUGCCAGGAGGAAUGCAGAGAAGGCCAAACCUGUAAAGAAGGCUGCUAUGGAGGAGGUGAAGAAAGCAGCAGAGGCGGAGUUUGAUCACAUUAAUGGAGUUGCUAAACAAGAGAUUUCACGGUUUGAGGGAAUCCGUGUGGAGAUGCUGCAGCAGGCUCUCGUUCAGUGGUGUGAAAAGCAGCUUCUUACAGCCAGAGAAAGUGCUGACCAGUUCAACCAGCACCUGCAAGCCUUUAGAGAGAUGGCCUAGUGACCUCUCUAGCAUCCUCUUAAUGAAGCAUCCUCAGUAUGUCUAAACAUAGCAUGGGAUAAACAUGUCCUUCACCCUGUUGUAUCGUAGCCUGAUGCUUUAUGGGAGUCAGUUACAUUCAGUGUAAAUAAAGAAAUGUAAGUGAAAGGGUAAAAGAAACCUUCCUCAAAAUUAAACAGCAUCUCUAUAUUUUGUGCACACACACACACACACACACACACACACACACACACACACACACACACACACACACACACACACACACAGGGCCCCAGCAGAAAUGAUUGUUUUGAGAUCUUAGUGGCGGGCUCGUCGCUUGCUAAGGCAACUGUGUAUGUGAGUGUAUGUGUUCCAUACUACACUCAUAUUUGUGCUGAGAGUAUAUUGUGCUGCUCUCUAGCCACUACAUCAGCUGGGGUCACACAAAAUAAAGUGUGAUGAAUUGAU
Molecule: messenger RNA, 1788 nt
Organism: Toxotes jaculatrix (banded archerfish)
Lineage: Eukaryota; Metazoa; Chordata; Actinopteri; Toxotidae
Product: sorting nexin-6
Exons: 14
Coding region: 232-1341 (369 amino acids)
Molecular function (GO): phosphatidylinositol binding
Source: RefSeq, a predicted model, not a curated record